CUCUGUCCACGGGGUUGGUGCUGGUCCCAGUAAGGGUUAGGGCUGGUCCCGGUAAGGGGGAGUGCUGGUCCCAGUAAAGGUUAGUGCCGGUCCCAGCCCGGGUUGGUGCUGGUCCCAGCCCGGGUUAGUGCUGGUCCCAGUAAGGGUUGGUGCUGGUCCCAGUAAGGGUUGGUGCUGGUCCCAGUAAGGGUUGGUGCUGGUCCCAGUAAGGGUUGGUGCUGGUCCCAGUAAGGGUUGGUGCCGGUCCCAGCCCGGCAUGGAGCGAGAGCCCGGCCUGGGCACAGUCCGCCCCCGCCCGUGAUGUGGGCACAGCACGGGGCUGCUGCGUUCCGGCUCCUGUCUCUCCCCGGAGGGUCUCGGAACAGCCACCCUUAGGCUGUCAUGGAAUUAAAGAAAACUACCUCCGGGGCGUGCAAUGCUGCUCUCCUGCUGCCACUUUUCCUCUUGUUUUGGGGAACUUCAUACUCAGAAAAUGACAGUGGCUGUUCCUCAUCCCCCUGUGAGAACGGUGGGAGCUGUCAGGAUCUGGAAGAGGGUUACCAGUGCACCUGCCCCGUGGAGCCUGUAGCCUACGUGGGCAGAAAUUGUGAACUCCUGUAUGAUGCUUGCACCAAACAUGACUGUCCUGCCCACAUGAGCUGCACCCCGACUCCAGGGCUCCUGGAGUACACGUGUGUGUGUGAGCCCGGGCCCACAGGUACCGCCUGUGACCACACCGACCAGUGUGAGAGCAGCCCUUGCACUGACCCCCGGUGGGAAUGCGUGGACAGAGACGACGGGUACAGCUGUCGAUGCCAACCGGGACCGAGCGGGGCCGGCUGCCACCCCGAGAGCGCCCGGUGCUCCAGCCAGCCCUGCCUCAACAACGGCACGUGUGUCGAGGGCACGGGGGGCUUCUCCUGCCUCUGCCCGCCCGGCUUCACCGGGGCCACCUGCGAGCACGACGUGGACGAGUGCGCCUCGGGGCCGUGCCGCAACGGCGCGAUCUGCAGGGACGGCCCGGGCGAGUACAGCUGCUUCUGCGUGCCCGGCUACCAGGGCUACCGCUGCGAGAUCGACAUCGACGAGUGCGCGUCCCGGCCCUGCCGCCACAACGCCACCUGCCUCAACCACAUGGACCACUACGAGUGCCGCUGCCCGCCCGGCUACACCGGGGUGAACUGUGAGGCUGAAAUAGAUGAAUGUGCUUCGGAGCCCUGCCAGAACGGGGCCCUGUGCAGUGACCACAUUGGGUUCUACACCUGCACCUGUGCUCCAGGGUACCAGGGAAUGCACUGUGAGGUGGAUGUGGAUGAGUGUGAGAGCCAGCCCUGCCAGCACAACGGCACCUGCCAGGACCUUGUGAACAGGUACCACUGUGACUGCAGUGACACAGGCUUCGAGGGGGACCACUGUGAGCUGGACAUCCUGGAGUGUGCCUCCAACCCCUGCCUCAACAGUGCCACGUGCCUGGAGGGCAUCAACCACUACAGCUGUGCCUGCUGGCCAGGUUACACGGGGCAGGACUGUGAGGAGGAUGUGGAUGAGUGUGAGACAGAGCCCUGUCACAACGGGGGCGAGUGCCUGGAGCGCUCCAACCCAGCCCACUACGGGACACAGCCCGACUUCCCCAGCACCUUCAGCCCCAGCCAGGCCGCGGGGUUCCUGUGCCGCUGCCAGCCGGGCUUCACAGGGGAGACCUGCUUUACCAACAUUGAUGAGUGUGAAUCCCAGCCCUGCCAGAAUGGAGGGCUCUGCCAGGACCUUGUGAACAGCUUCCUCUGUCACUGCCUGCCUGGUUAUUCAGGUGUGGAAUGUGCUGUGAACAUCAAUGAGUGUGAGGAGGGGCCCUGCAAGAACGGAGCUGUCUGUGAGGAUGGCAUUGCUGACUAUUUCUGCCACUGUGCCCCUGGCCAGGAUGGCACUGUCUGGGGAGGGAAGAACUGCUCUGUGAAGCUCACUGGGUGCCAGACCCACGACUGCCAAAACGAGGCCUUGUGCAUCCCCACCUACCAAGCCGAGAGCCACGGCCACCUGUGCCAGUGCCAGCCUGGCUUCUCUGAUGCCACGUGCUCGACACCAACGACGUUUUCCUUUGCUUCCAGAGGGUAUCUCCUCGUUGAGCUGCCCGGGGGCAAUGAGAGUGGGAGGGCGGCAGGAGGAGAGCGGCUGCCCAGCGUGUCCCUGCGCUUCCGCACCACCCUGCCCAGCGCUGUGCUCUUUUACCGGGGCCACGGAGCAGAGUUCCUGUUCCUGGAGCUCUGGGAGGGUGUUCUGCACGCAGAGCUGAAGAGGGAGGAUGUGGGGUACCCGCUGCUCCUGCAGGGGCCCAGAGUGGAUGAUGGCCAGUGGCACAGGGUGGAGGUUGUGGUGCACAGCGCCGUGGAGCUGAGGCUCUGGCAUGACUCUUGUGAGGCAGGGGUGUGCCUGCAGAGCGCCCCUGUCCCACCUGGCACUGCCCGGAGCCCACGGGCCUUCUCCAGCCUCUAUGUUGGAGGUGCUGAGGAUUCAGUGGCCAACAACACACGGAGCCAGCAGGGCUUUGUGGGCUGCCUGGAAGACCUGCAGGUGGAUGCAGAAGCCGUGCUGCCGGCGGAUCUGCCGCUGGGAGAGUCGUCCGUGGUGCGGCCGGGCUGUGACCGCACAGAGUGGUGCCUCUCCCGGCCCUGCCUGCACGGGGGGCUCUGCGUGGACCUCUGGGCGACCUUCAGGUGUGACUGUGCCAGGCCUUACGGAGGCCCAGCUUGCUCACAUGAGCGCCCAGCAGCCACCUUUGGCCUCGAGAACUCCACCAGCUUUGCCUCUUUCACCCUUUCUGACAGCCUUGGUGCAGACUUCAACAUCUCCUUCUUCCUGCGGAGUCGGAAGCCCCACGGUUUGCUCCUGCAGAUCAGGAACCAAACAGGCCCCAGCCUCACCAUCUACCUGAGGGACGGCCAGCUGAGGGUGGAGGUGCCACCCGCGGACACUGUCACCUUUCCAGAGGAUGUGGUUGAUGGCAGGAGACAUUUGGUAGCUCUGUCUUUCCAAGGAGGCACUGUUGGUGCUCAGCAGUGGGACACACACGUGGAGCUGGGACAGCUCGUGGCACAGCCUCUGCCAGCUGGUUCUGAAGUGUUUAUUGGGGGCCACCCGGACCCAGACAGUGCUGAGCUGUGGGGGGGCUACUUCAAGGGCUGUUUGCAGGACAUCCAACUCAACAACCACCAGAUACAGUUUUUCCAGGCUGAGAACUACAGUGUGCUACAGGAACUCAAUGGGACCCAGACUGCAAACCUUGUGAAUGGCUGCAUCUCCGAUGACACCUGCAAGUCUGAGCCAUGUCAGAAUGGUGGCAGAUGCAUUGUCACUUGGAAUGAUUUCCAUUGCAGCUGUCCAGCAAAUUUCACUGGGAAAUUUUGUGAAGAGAGAGUCUGGUGUGAAAGUGACCCUUGUCCUGAAGCCACCACCUGCGUAGACGUUGUAGCAGGAUAUGUGUGUCUGGCUAAUGCAACAUUUAAUAGUAACUCUGCCAUUGAAUUUACCACCAACACAUCAGUGACCCUGAGCAGCUUCCACAUGGAUUUCAGGACCAGGGAUGAAGAUGCUGUUUUGCUCUGGGCUGUGGAAGAGGUGGAUUCCCUGCAGGUGGCCAUCAGGAACUCCUCCCUGCUUGUGACCAUCAGGAGUGGGAACAGCAUCGAGGGUGUCACCUUCCAGAGCCCGCAGGCGGUCACGGACGGGGCCUGGCACUCCAUCUCCGUGUCCAUGGAGGAGCCGGCCGCGCCCUCCUCCCGCUGGCUGCUCCGGCUGGAUGGGGCAGGGAACGUGACCCUGCAGGGCAGCGCCGGGAACUUGGACUUCCUCAAGAACAACGUGCUGGUCGUGCUGGCCGAGAACUUCACGGGCUGCCUGGGGCAGGUGCAGAUCGGGGGGCUGUACCUGCCCUUCCCGGCCCCCCGGCCGUACCCCCAGCCCGAGCAGUUCCUGCAGGCCGGGGGUGGCCCCGUCCCGCUGGGCUGUGCCGGGGCCGACGUCUGUGCCUCCAGCCCCUGCCUGCACGGGGGCACCUGCCACGACCUGUUCGACGCCUUCCGCUGCGCCUGCAGUGCGGGCUGGGGGGGGUGGCGCUGCCAGGACAACCUGGACGACUGCCAGCCCAGCCCCUGCGUCCACGGGGACUGCAGGGAUGCCGUGGCAGACUUCCAGUGCGAGUGCUUCCGGGGCUUCAUCGGGAAGAGGUGUGACAUCAACGUGGACGACUGUGUGCGGCACCAGUGCCUGAACGGGGCCACCUGUGUGGACGGGGUGUACGGCUACUCCUGCAAGUGCCCCCCCCAGUUCUCGGGGCCGCGCUGCGAGUGGCCGUUCCCACCCCAGCAGUGUGGCAAGAACUUCACGUGUCUGAACGGCGGCCGGUGCGUCACGGAGAGCUGGGGAGCCAACUGCUCCUGCAGGCCCGGCUUCACCGGGAGGAACUGUCAAAUCAAUAUCAACGAGUGUGAGCCCAACCCGUGCCAGAACGGGGGCACGUGCCAGGACUCGGAGAACAGAUACGAGUGUGUGUGCAGCGCCAGCUACACCGGCGAGCGCUGCGACAUCAACCAGCGAGUGUGGGCUCACCUCAGCCACUCCUCCGUGGUGGGAGCCGUGGGGGCGGCGGGGGCUGCCCUGCUCCUGGUGGUGUUGGCAGCCACGGCCAUCGCCAUGAAGAGGAGGAGAGCGACGCAGGGCACCUACAGCCCCAGCCGGCAGGAGAAGGACGGGGCUCGAGUGGAAAUGUGGAACGUCAUCAAGAUGCCCCCGACAGAGCGGCUCAUCUGAGCCCGGGUCACCACGGCCGAGUCUCCUGUGAGUCCCUGGGAGCUGCUGCAGCCCCUCUGUGUGUGCAGGACAGGCCUGGCUCCAAAGCUGCUCCCCCGCUGCGCCUGCUCCCACCGCAGUGAUUGCUCGAGCUGCUCCUGCAGCUCAUCCCACACACAGCGGGUUAAACUGCUGGGGCAGGAGCAGCAGGGGGAGGAAACGACCCUUUGUGGAGGGGCUGGGGAGGAGAGGGUGGGAGGGGACCCAGACCCAGGGACAGAAGCGGGUGCUGUCACAGCCAGGGCCCCUGGGCUCCCGCGGGCACCGGGGGUCGGAGCCACAGGGGCUGUCACUGCCCUGCAGGCAACAGAAAAAACACCCUACAAGUAAGUGAGGCAGGUCCAGUUAAUGGGGAUUGAACCACUGCAUUCAGAAAUAAUGUGAAUAAUAUGGUUGUUUCAAAAAACAUGUGCCUGUGGCUCCUCUGCAAGGCUAAGCCAGGUGAGUGAGUGGUGGGAAAUCCUUCCCAGAGCUGCUGCCCCUCCCUGUCUGGGCACUCCCUGGCUGUACAUCCCACUGUGCUGGACAGGGCUGCUGGAGCUUUCCUUGAGACCAGACCAAACCACAGGAGUAUCUGAAGUGCCUUUCUGAGCCUGAGUUGCCAGUUACAGUUUAACUUUGUGAAAGGAGGAUAUUUCUGUGUAGAACAACUGAGCAUCAAGUAGUACCUGCUGGGUGAGGAGGGGAGAAGGAAAUAGUUGUAGAUCCUACCUCUGUGGACAGACAGUUUGGGCUUGUCAGUACAGGGGAGUGGUGCUUAGUGAGCCAAACUAGUGCCCUUUGACCCAACCAGGGUUGGUGUUGUAGUGACACAACAUUCACCUUCCACUGCCCCGAGAAGGGCUUUGAUUCUGUGGCUUCUCCUCUGCUUUAGCUGCUGAAUGUGCUUUUCUUCUUCAUAUAAAACACGUGGCAGAGCCUGUGGCAGGAAAUGCAGCAGAGCAGCACAGGUGAGGUCUGAAGUCAGUAGUGUUUCAGGAUAAUCACUGCAACUAUCAAUGAAGAAUAUUUUAGAACACAGUGUCUGCUUUUUAAUCUCAAAAAUACUGUUAGUAAGCAGGGUGGGAACCUGCCCACUGUAGCUCGUUGCCACCAGAAGAAAAGGCUGAUUAUUCUGGUACACUUCUGGGUUUAUUUAUUUUUUUUACUUUGACUGUAAAUGUUUCUAGUUCCAAGCAAAGGGAAGAGCACAGAACUACUGACCAGGUGUGAAUGUUUAAGAACAGGUGUAUCUGCUAAGAACAGGUCUCUGCACUGAGGCAGCUGCUGAGAGAAGAAUGAAAAUGUUUGAAAAUAGAAAAAAAUGAAUGAGUGGGAGAUGAUAUUUUGUCUCUAAGCUCAUGUUCCCUCUAAAACUGAGGAGGAGUUGAAAGAACAAGUGGUGAUCCCACCCGGCUGUGUUUGGGAAGCAGCUGGAUGUGGCAGUGCCAGAGAUGCCCUGACUGCAGCUGGGGGCUGGGGCCUGCUUGGGUUUAUGUACUGGCAGUGAUGCUGCUGUCACUGCCCACGGGACUGGUUUGCUCUGUGCUUCCUGCAGCUCUGCUCAGGGAGCCCCAGCACCCUCUGAGAGCAGAGACAGGGCCCUGUGCCAGCCCCCUGGCAGUGGGAUGUGGGGAGGGGGUGAGGGGGUGUCCCAGCAGUGUCUGUGCACAGGAAAACCAGGAGCAGGGUCUGAAAGAACUCCUGUUCCUCCAGGUGUUUUGGGAACACCAGCCCUGUGUUCUCAGAGCUCACUGAGCUACUGCAAGGACAGGGCACAAAGCCCAGCCCAGGCUCUGUCUGUGCCAGGCAGCAGCUCCUCAGGGCAGCAAAGCAGCUGCUUGGAUUUCAAGCACCCAAAGCCAGUAGUAGCAAAGGUGUUAAAAUCCUCUUGUCAGUGUCUUGAGCAUUUCUGCAAAAUAAUUUAUGGAGGGUUUGGGUUUUUUUCAAUAAUGAACUUUCUUUUGAUAUUUAAUUUUUGAAUAUAUUUUUUCACAAAAUUGGACUUGCUGUAGUUAAUGAUCAUGAUCCUGAUUUCUUUUGUAACUGUAAAUUUUAUAAUUUGUAUAUAAUUAGAAUGUCCUUCAACAGAAAUUUACAAUAAAAUUUGGUUAAAACCAGAGCUGGUUACGCUGA
Molecule: messenger RNA, 6936 nt
Organism: Pseudopipra pipra
Lineage: Eukaryota; Metazoa; Chordata; Aves; Passeriformes; Pipridae
Gene: CRB2
Product: crumbs cell polarity complex component 2
Exons: 13
Coding region: 382-4782 (1466 amino acids)
Molecular function (GO): calcium ion binding
Source: RefSeq, a predicted model, not a curated record